UCGGAGUGCCAAAUCUUAACUUAUAAUUUUAUUUUUAUUUUCUUAGAUUCUUUGUAGUUUUUAUUUUAAUAGUAAAUUAAAUAUGUCGGAACAUCAGUCGAAGGUACCGACCUUCCUUUUCGACAUUAUUGUAACUCGGUUGCAGCUCACCAAGGAUAAAGUCGAUGAUCCAUCAAAACUAAUUGUUAAUCUAAAGUUUAAUAAUAUUCCCAUGUCCAUAACGCCCAGCCGUAUAAACGUAGCUAAUUUUAAGGCAGGACGUCAGUCAGCAAUCACAUGUGAUCCCGAGAUCCUCCGCCAAGGUCUCGAGACGCAAGGAAUGCCAAUGACUGUGCGUUACAGUGGAAUGACUGUGGGAACUGCAACAUUCAAGUUUCCCCAAUCCUUCAUCGAUCGCAUUCAGGACGGCAUGAGCGACCUAUUUCAUCAGGAUUCGUGCACUCUAGUUAAGCGCGAUGCAGUGGCUGGCACUUUGGAAGUGUUUUGCAGUCUAAUCAUCAAGUGUGAGACCCUUGUAGAAACAACAGAACCCUGUAAGAAGAGCUGUGCCAACCUAGGAAAGGCCAUAAAGGAGGCAGACAUUUUGUUUGUAAUUGGCAGGAAUGACCCCUGCGAUUCGGUAUGUGAGCCGUGUGCAGAGCAGAUAGAGACUGUGGAGGGCGAUGAACGACUCCGAAUGGAUCUGAAUCGCUAUCGCGGCGACAAUCAGCGGGCAACUUUGCCGCCUGCGGAGAACUAUAAGCUGGAAGCGACCUCCGUGCUGAAGGCUAUGACAGAUCAAUGCGGUCUUGCAAUUGACUCCGUUAUGAAGAAAGUAAAGCAAUUGCCCAAAAACGAGCUCAUAUUCACAGACUGGAGUGGCCAACAGACGCCGUUCAGGCAAAAGUAUGUCGAUCGCACAAUAAGUGUUCCGCUUGGCGACAUUGAAGUGAUGGGCAUAAAGCCCAUUCGCUACUGCCCCGUGUGCCUCACCCCAAUGUCCUCUCUGCCCAAAUACUCGCCCUGUCCCAAGUGCGACACGAAGGCAAUGCCCAAGCUUGACCUUAUUCCAGAGAAACCUCUGACUGCCGAUGAAAUCAUUAAUCAGUGUCUGAGAAAACCCAAAAAACUAGCCGACGACUUUUGCGAAGAUCCCUGUGCGGAGCCAGCCAGUGACGAGAAAGAGAAGUUGUGUACGACAACCUGUACCUGCAAGGGAGGCCAGUAUUGCACCCAUUGUCGCAUCCGCUGUAUGUGUGCAGACAUUCUGGGUCCCCCGCCUGGCCCCGGGAAGGGGUGUCCCAAAGUGGAGCCAAACGAAAACGAGGACUUUUGUGUUAUAGUCGAGCCCAAUCAGCUGUCGUGCAGCCCUUACUUGGAACGAGUAUUUGUCGAGCUUCGAGAUCUUUAUAAAAAAAGAGACGAGAAUAAGGCUGCUCUUUUAAAGAGGCAAUGCGCGCAGAAUCUAUUGCAGCUCAAACUAUCCCAGAACAGCUCACAUGUGCUGACCCAAAAGUCAUCGACGGGUGCCAUCGUGAAGGUGACCGGAAGUCCAACCUUUAUGCAUCGCCUGCAUGGGCCGAAAAUUGGGCACAAGACUUGCUUAAGGCAAGAGCUCAAUGUAUCCAGACGUCAUGGCUGGGCGUGGCCGUCGACCAAAAAGGCACGCAAAUACGGCUGGCGUCCGGGAGCUAUUUGCCGCUAUGCCGGAGCCGUAAUGAGAUUUUUCUUAUGCUCAGCGGAAAAUAAUGCAUUUAACACCUGUCAGGAAGCGGAAGAGGACGAGAGGAACAUACAGCACUCGAUUCUCAAUAUGCGCAAGAAGAAUGGCGCAAUUUAUAUAACUCUACGUGCGGUGAAUAGCCCGCACGUGGAGAUGAAACCCAUUGUGUUCAAGAUAGUCAAGAGCGAUCUCGCUGUCGCUCUCAGGGAGAUCAAGAAGAAGCUGAAGCAAAGAGGCUUUCCUAAAUGCGUGUGCCACAAGUCCGUUAUGAUGUGCGUCUGCCGGGACGCAGUGGAUAAGAAACAUCUCGCACGCGCACUGCAGAAAGAGUGUAAGCUACGAAGAAUGGAAAGCUGCAUAGAUCACUUGAUCCUCACGGACACCAGUGAGAGUGAGAUGGAGUUUAAUUUCGAUGUGACACCCCCCUUGGCUGUCGGCAAGCCCCAGCUAGCGAUUAAGCCACGUACCUUUACAUUGAGUACCCAAACAGAUGAAAAAGAUAAAAAGGUUCCACCACUGUAUCCAACCGAGCUCGAUCCCUAUUGGCGUGUCUACGACUGCGCUGCGGGCGAUCGGUACACUGGAACAGCCUUUGGUAAGCCCGGGGAGGCUAUAUUUGAGGAUGGACUGUUUGGACACGAAGGCGGUGGACCGCACGGUGCAUCAGGUUCGCCCGGGGGCAGACCUAAGCUCCCUGGAAUAUGGGGCUCCGGCCAAGGUGGGCCUAUGCGUGGGGGCGCACGUAGCGGUGCACUAGGAGGUGGGCGUGGUGGUCCUGGAGGCAUUGGUGGACCUGGGGGUAUUGGGGGAGGCAGAGGCGGAAAAGAUUUUCCAGGUGGUAAAAAGAAACCAGAGCCAACUCCGUUCAUCCCUGUACGAAUGCCUAAGCGCCACGUUGAAGCUGUUAAACGAGCUAUCCAAGCCGAAAAAGAUGCAGUUAAGAAUGAAAUUGCUCGACGGAAGAAGGGUAUUGACCUGAUGAAGUACUUAAUGAAAGAUGGCUCUAUUCCCACCCCGUGGAAUCCGAAUGAGCCGAAACCAGAAGUCAAGUCUAAGGUCAAGACGGGUCCGGUUGUUGGGGCAGAUGGGUUGACCGAUGAGCAGCGCAAACGAAAGGCUCUCAACCAGGUUUGCGCACCACCUUUUGACAGCUUAGCCAAGCUGGGUAAGGGUAUCGAUCCGUGCAUCAAUCAAUGCUACUAUCCAUGCGCUAAUCAGUGCUACACUCCAUGCGUCCAAUAUUGCAAUCCUUGUCCCUACUAUUGUUAAAAUAAU
Drosophila arizonae is the source of this 2977-nucleotide messenger RNA. RefSeq lists its product as uncharacterized. NCBI's taxonomy places the organism in Eukaryota, Metazoa, Arthropoda, Insecta, Diptera, Drosophilidae. The record is from RefSeq and is a predicted model, not a curated record.